AUGUAUAUUGUAUUGUUUACUCUGCAGAAGUAGGUAGGUUUCGCGAGUUUAUUUUCACGCGUGCAUGCAUUUUGUCUCCGUUUGAACCAGCGUACCUUUAUUCAUUUAGCAUUUUCUCCUUAUUCGGCGUGCUUUUUCUCGAUUCCCUCGCAGAUUGCUUCAAUUACACGUUUUCGACUUUUGCUUCUUUUACUGGUAAAUUCGGGUUUGUUUACACGCCACAAUGCUGGAAAUAUAUAUUGUUUUUGCUGCUUUUUAUGUAUUAAAAGGAAAUAAUACGUAAUUACCGGUUAGCUGCUUAGUGGUGUUUAUACAGGAUCGCGGGGAUUUAUCUCACAUAUCUCAUUAUGAAAACGAUCUCAUUCUUUUUACGAAGUAAAGAAAGUGUAAAUAGAGUUUCGCUCCAAAGGACUGUCUAAAUUUAACGUUAUUACACCCACCUACAUCCGGACUCCCUCAUUGGCCAGUUCCUUACCUGUACUCUCCCCCUCUUUCGUUGCAUCCACCAAUAAAAAAAGUAAACCCAUAAAUAUAUAUAUUUUUGGGUACCGUUAUGAGGCAUGGUGUGUCUGUGAGCCGAGGGGCUGGAAAGCACCUUUUUUCCCCCUCCUGCUGACGACACGACGGUGACUCUGCGCGUCUACACGGGAGCCAUCAUCAUCAUCACCAUCAUCAUCAUCAUGUUUACCUGAACGCGGAUAACGGGGCUGACCAAUGGCCUAUAAAUAAACACAAAUAACACCUGCGGCUCUCGACCGUUCACGGAACAGGAUCUGCUCGCCGUUUCCUAAAAGCUCUGCGUGUCGUGAGGAGCCAGAAAAACCGCUCCAAAUGUCAACUUGUGCAGUGACAAACUUCAACAAUGGCUUGGAGGCCAGCUCAGACUCCGAUGACGAGGACAAGCUACACAUUGUGGAGGAGGACAGCCUGCAGGAGCCUGAGGUUACAGAUGCUGAUGGAACCACAUCGCUGGACAGCCAUGACCAUGACGCCACCGUAACAGUAUUACCCCACAACGGGUCCUGGAAUGGAGUGAAGGAGGAGUGUGCAUCAGAGGAAGAAGAGGAGGUGGAGAAGGAUGCUCUAGUGGAGGAGAUUCUCCAGCAGGGAGACACAGCCAUCAUCUAUCCUGAAGCCCCCGAGGACGAGCAGAGUCCAACAGAGACGGGAGGAGCCGAUGAAAACGGAACACCUGAUUCUUUUUCCCAGUUGCACACUUGCCCCUACUGCUCCCGGGGCUACAAACGCAACGCCUCACUGAAGGAACACAUCAAGUAUCGCCACGAGACCAGUGAGGAUAACUACAGCUGCUCGCACUGCAGCUACACCUUUACCUAUCGCUCGCAGCUGGAGAGGCACAUGAGCCACCACAGGGGCUCCAGAGAGCAGCGUCACGUUUCGCAGUCAACAGGAGGAUCGGUAGGAACAGGUGGAACUCGCAAGUUCAAGUGUACCGAGUGUUCCAAGGCCUUCAAAUACAAACACCACCUGAAGGAGCACCUGCGCAUUCACAGCGGUGAGAAACCAUACGAAUGCUCAAACUGCAAGAAGCGGUUCUCCCACUCAGGCUCCUACAGCUCCCACAUCAGUAGCAAAAAGUGUGUGGGUGCUACGCCCCCCAACGGUGUUGCUCGAACAUCGAUUAAGUCCCCCCCAGCCCCUGCACAGACGAGACCUGUUGUGAUCGCUCCAGCUCGUGUGGUUCUUAAAGACAAGACUGAAAGCAAACCCCUCCAGGAGCAGCUGCCUGUCACCCAGAUCAAAUCAGAACCUGUGGAAAUUGAGUGCAAGCCUGUGACGGCGGCACCGGCAACUUCAGCCGGCAGUAACGGCGUGGUGAACGGAGGAACAGCACAGCCGACUGUGGUCCCAGCUGCAACCCUGCCUCAGGGUGUGGCUAUGGUUGUUCCAACAGUAGGUCUGAUGUCGCCCAUCAGUAUCAAUCUUAAUGACUUGCAGAAUGUGCUCAAGGUGGCGAUGGAUGGAAAUGUGCUCAGGCAGGUGCUGGGUUCAGCCAAUGGGGUGGUGACGCAGGGGAAGCAGGGAAUUGUGGUCCAGCAGCCGCAGCAACAGAUCAUCAGCCUUCCUGCCUUCGUGGAUCACGACGGUACCACCAAGAUCAUCAUCAACUACAGCAUUAGCCCUGCUGCUGCCACAACUGCCACCGCCCAGCCUACACCGCUUGUUGUCAAAAAUAACCCUACUCUGCCUCCCACUAUCACGACUGUGGCCGCUGCAGCUCCCACAACAACUAAACCCCAAACCCAAGAGGCGGCCGACCUUACGAUUAUCAAGAAAGAACCGGAAACAGUCCCCAUCGCAGAUGUGGAGAAGGAGGCAUCCACGCAGACAGAAAAGGCAACCGAUAAAACUUCAGAAGCAGCUCAGAAGCCAAAGCCCAACAGCACCAGUACAUGUUUACUUUGCGAUGACUGUCCUGACAAUCUGGAGGCGCUGCAUCUCCUCCAGCAUCGCAAAGCAGCCAACGGAGAGGCCGUCGACUCUGCUGCUUUGGACCCGUCUUUCGCCGCCUUGCUAAACGAGGCAGGGGUGACCCUGGAGGAGCCGCCUGUCGUCGAUCUCCUCUCACUUCUUAAGACAUACUUUGCCUCCAACGCCAAUCCCAGUGAUGAGGAGCUGACAAAGAUCUCAGAGUCUGUCAGUAUCCCAGUGGAUGUGGUUAGAAAGUGGUUUAUGAAGAUGAACUCGGGGAAAAGUGUGAGCAAGCGCCACAAUGAUGCAACCGCAGUUUCUAAAGACACUGAAGCCACAAAUUCCAGCUCAGAGGUCACUGUGAAUCAGAAUGAAAAGGAAGAAGAAGACAAUACAAUCAAGGAGGUAUCCAACAAAGCCUCGUCAGACUCUCGCAGCGCCUCCCCAUCAGACUCUGAAUCACUCAACAACGAGGACCUUGUCAUCGUUAAAAGUGAACCAGAAGACCCGGAAGCUUCUGACUCCCAGGCGGAACCUCUGGACCUCUCUCUUCCUAAACAGAUCGCAACAGAAUCGGAAAACAAAAUGACUACACCUCCCGCCAAGCAGCAAGAACAGCCUCUGAACUUGACCUGCUUAAGGAAGGAGGAGCUCGAGGGUCGAACCAUCUAUGUGACCACACCUCAGACCGGAAGACCUGUUAACAUCGUCACUGCCGCACAGCUUCCUACCUUAGUUGCCAUCGCUGGUCAGGGCUGCCUCAACACCACCACGAAGCGCACCAUCCUCAUCCCCCAGCUCACAUAUACCUACGCCACUACAGCUGGCAAUGCCACUGGAGCAAAGACUGUUGUUCUCAAUGGUCAUAAGGAGAAGCGUUUGGAGAGCAGCUCCGAGGGUGUUUCCACAGUGGAGGAGCAGAACGACUCAGAUUCAGCCGUGGCGAUGAAGAAGCGGCGGCUAGAAAAUGGCGUCUACCCCUGUGAUCUUUGUUCCAAGGUCUUCCAGAAGGGCAGCUCCCUGCUCAGGCACAAAUAUGAACACACAGGAAAACGACCCCACGAGUGCAACGUCUGCAAGAAGGCUUUCAAACACAAACACCACCUGAUCGAACACUCGAGGCUGCACUCCGGUGAGAAACCUUACCAGUGCGACAAGUGCGGGAAGCGUUUCUCUCACUCAGGCUCGUACUCCCAGCAUAUGAAUCACCGUUACUCCUAUUGCAAGAAGGACGGGCCAAACUCGGGCUCCGGCUCAGGGCCACCCAGGGAUCAGUCAGAGCUCGGCAGCCCAAGCGGCAGGCUGCAGUCAGACAGCCGGACCACGACCCCGCCCUCCCAAAUGGACUCAGACGAGAGGGAGAGUGAGGAAGAGGAAGACGAGGCCAUCUGCAUGGACGACAUACGGGUGGUGCAGGUGGACGACGGCGAGUGCGAGAUCUAUGAGGGUAACUUUGACGACGAUGAUGAGGAGGAAGAGGGAGAGGAAUUAGCAGAGGAAGAGGCGACAGCAGAAGAAGAAGAGACUGAACAAGAGAAGGAGCAGGAGGAGUUUGCCUGUGACGUAGUAGAAGUGGAGCUGGGAGAUGACCACGUGGAGGACGCCGAGAUGGAGGAAAGAACCGAAGAAAAGGAGGAAUCAGCAAGUGUGGAUGCAGAGAAAGCGGCAGACUGUGAAGUCAAUACAGACAGCAGCAUCAGGGACGGGACAGGAAACACCGAAACAACAGAGGAAGCGGUGACAGACACCAAAUGAAGGAAGAAAAUUCUUCGGGACAGUUUUGAGUGUGUCGGUCAUUGAAGUCGGGUAAUCUUAGACAAAAACCACAUCUUGCCAUCAGAAGAAAGUCACGGCAGUUGCCUGAUCUUAACGGUCCACUACUGUGUACAAAAACCCAGGUGUGCCUGAACUUGAAAAAAGAAAAAAAGAAAUAGAAAAAAAGAAAAAACGUGACUUUUUCUUUGUGAAAAUGAAAUAUCAGUGUUUAAAAUUGUUUAUAGAAGUACAGAUUUUAAAGUAGAACUCACCCAUCAACUCAUUAGACUUGUUACUGAGACAUCCCAGGUUGCUUUGUUUUUUCUUUUCAUUCAAUCAGUGUUAACUAAUCGUGUUCUUGUUUGAAAACCUUUUAACCUUUAAAGAUGAGAAAGAUUUCUAUACCUUUUUAUUGCCAAUGAAGUUUCCUAAAAUCAGUAUUUUAUUGAGUUCUACGAACAAAAACCUCUGCACUACAGUAUUCCUGGUUUACCUAUGGAUACAUGCCUCAUGCAUUGUAUGCCCUUCAGUGUUAUAUAUGUACACUAGCUAGCGAAAUGUUGUUUGUGUUAGUGUUACUCUUUGCUAGCUAGCAUUACUGUUGAUUUCAGUUUGACUGUUAGCCUUAAGGAAAACAAAGUAUUCUUGGGGAGGGUUGGGGGGUGGGAUGGGGAGUCCGGGAUGAGAAUGCGGCUUCUGUACGCCAUAACCAAAUUUGUCCUAUCAGGGAAGGCAGAGUCACAACCUCAAAGCCAGCAUGGCGCGCCUUUGUUUUGCUGCUCAGCACUGCCCGAACGGGUGGAGUCUCCAGGUGAAGACAUAAAAGCAGACUCCGACCUCGUGGCUCGGCUGUGGAUCCAAAACAGACGCGCCUGUUCUUACCAAGCUUCUCCUUAUUUUGGUUGACUUUAGUUCUCAGCGAGUGUUUCAGUAUUAUCGGCUUAUAUAUGAAGUCAAACUGUACGUGAAGGAUCGGGGCUUUUUUUCCUGCUCCACCCCAAUGCCUCCAGCCUUAUGCAAGACCUGUGUGCUGUUAAAAGUGCCAUUGAACAGUGUUAUUUUUUUUCCUCACACAUGUAGCCAGUAUUAUGUCCCUCUGUUACUUACACAGGAGCCAUGUUGACUAAUGUUUGUUGACUUGCACAGAACAGCAGAUUUGUCACAGCAACAAAGAAGGACACUUGAGAAACAGUAUUUGGGCUGUUUUGUCUGUAAAAAGACAGACCCCUUGUCCAAAUAGCCCACUUGGGGGUGACGUCUUAUUUUAUUUUAUCUGCCAAACUAAAAGCUAGAAUUAUUUAGUUUACAAUGAUUGUUUUUCAAAAAGACAAGUUAAAGCCAGAGAAUGUUUAGCACUUUUCUAUCAGUAAAUUAAAUCUACAGGCAUGUCUAAAAGUUCUGCUUUUGUUCCUGGUACUUAAAAUUGCAUAUUUGCUCUUGACUAAAACUUUUUUGUUAUGAAUUACUAACUCAUCAGUAUCCAAUGGCUGCAGCUUGUAGGUCCAAAGUCUGAGGUUUAGAGCAGUGUUUUUAAAAUGCCUUCUAAUGUAAGAUAAUCAGUUUCCAACUUUCGAACUGCAUAAAUCCAAAUUUUUAAGAACCCCUCAACACUCAAACUCAGUAAUGUGCCUCACCAGGUCGGCUCAGGAAGAGAUAAACCAGACCAAACCCACAAAAGUUUAAAGUAUAAAACAAUGAUAGAGAGACUCAGUAAGUUAGUCUCACUUGUGCACUUAUUAUUUUCAGAUGACGAUUAAAAGAAACAAAUUCAUUGUGGCAAGCUGUCCCGCACUUGAGGUAACAAGCGUUAGUGAAUGUGGUUUCUGUUGAAGAGUUUUGCUUUGGUUUUACCAGACAGUGUUUAUAGUAUUAAUCUGUUUUACUUUUUUUUGUUUUAAAAGUAUGUCCUCUGUAUGUUUUUGUCAACAAUGGCAGUAUUAGAACCCUUUUCACAGAUUAAAAAAAAUAUACCUGUUUAGUUUUUAGAAGACUUUUUUAUAUUUAUGUGUCUUAUUUUUAUAUUUUCUUUUAUGGUUAUUUAUUACACAUUGUAGUGUACAUUACUGUAGUUUGAAUUGAUACAAUAAUAUAUUUUAGUAUGAAAAAUAAUCUCGAGACAAACAAACAAAAAAAAAUCCCAAAAUGUGGUUCUGGGAAAUGAAGUUUGUUUUAACAAAAAAUGAAAAAAAGAAAGACAUUAAAGGAAAAAAACCCCUAAAAAUAUAAAACAUGUAUUCUGUAAACUUGACUUCUGUUUUAAGCUAAAAAGAAAAAGAAAAAAAAAAAACAGGAAUGAAGUGACAAAUAGAAACUGUUACAUGUGCAUCCGCUCUUUGCGUCGUUAUAAAGCUACUGAAUUCUAAAACUUUUUAAAAGCAUGAGUCGUCGCCGUUUAAAUGAAGGAUCUUGUUAUGAAGACGUUACUCCUCCCCUUUUUAAAUUUCUUUUUAUUUUGAAGCCAAAUUUCCAACGUCCCGUCACCCUGUUUUCCGUUCUGUGCCAACUUGUUCCAUUGUACUGUUGAAGGCUGCAUAUUGUUUGUCCUCUCCGCACCCUUUGUAAAUCCACUGUCUUUUUGUAUUGUUUUUAUUUUAGGUUUGCUCCAUUUCUAUGACUCCCCAUCACAAUAAAAUGUAAGACAGCAAUUCAAACUGACUGGAUUGUUUUGUUAGUCAUCUGAUGGAAAUUUUCUGUAAGGUCGUUUCCUCAGGUUUCAGUAACACCGGAGGUCUUUCCAUCUAUAAAUAUAUCAAAAAAGAAAAAAAAUGCAAAGUGCAAAUAUUUCUAUGAAUAUUUAUAUAAAUAUAUGAAUAUAAGUCGUGUGUUUAUCAAGCAGCUACUGAGAUGAUCUGAACAGUAAAAGAGACAACAGACUUCCCUCAUAAUGAUGAAAAAGAAAACUUUUUUCAUGUACAUUAAAAGGUGAGAAUUUAAUAUUUCAGUAUAUCAGUGUUAUUCAAACUUUUUUUGUAGAAUAUGAAUCAAAAUAAGGGACUGAACACAUAAGCUCAGCAGAAAAGUCUGCUGAAGCAUUAAGAUAAGACAAGAAAGCCCUUUUCCCAUAGACUUCGAUUGAACGGAAAUGUUUUUUGCAGCCACAUCUAUCGCCAUCUGCUGGCCUUCAGAUAGGAUGCAGGUUCAAGGCUUCUGACCUGGAAGCUUCAUCCAUAUUGUAAUACUGUAUAGUAGAAGCACAAAAUCAUGCCUGAUAUAUUUUGAGGAAUGGUAUGAGUGGGAAAAGUCCAAAAAUGACACUCCAUUACUUUAUGUAUGCAAGAGGACUUAAAGCUUCUUAAAUCUUCUUUUACACACAUGUUAUCAAUCCACAUCAGAGUUUAUAGUUCAGCUGCAAGAACUCAAUCAACUCAUUACAGACUCAGGUAUCUAACGACUUGAUAGACAGUAAAAUGCUGAGCAUACGAAUAAUCUUGGAGUAAAGAAGACAUUCAGAAUUUAUUCACAUACCGCUGUAAUCAAUCACAUGUAACUGGGAUAAUAAGUAAGCCACUUAUACAAGUGUGGAUGCUUUAAACUUCACUGUCAUCUAACCUAAAAGUGGUAGUAGAAGACAUCCUGUAACUUUUGAAUUGAGCUAUCUGCAAAGAGAUGUUUUAAUGUAUAACGUAUGGAAAACAAAAAAAGUAAUGUAAUAGUUUUUGGCACCGAUUCAAAACAGAGUAAAAUACUAAAAAUGAGAGUUUUUUCUGUUUUGUUUGGAUAUCCUAAAUCUAAAUGAAGACGUAUCACCAGGUGGCGCUGUGAGACCAGGAAACAUUUUUACAAUGCCAGAAAGCCCACAGGGCUGCAGACCACAAUAUCUCCUGAGAUCAGCCAUUCAUAAACUAUUGAGUUAUGAGCCAUUAUUAUUAAAAAUCAUCAUGUGUCCUUUGAGUGGUAAGAAGAAUUGCAAUCUAUGAGUAUGAAUCCAUGCAAUCUAGCAAUUAUCUUACUCACCCAUGAGCAAAUGACAGAUUAUAUGCAUGGCUGGUUCCAGCUUUAAUGUACAAUUAGAGGGGAAAUAUGCAGUGGGGAUUAUGAGGACGCAAAGCAACAAAAAGAGUUUUCUAACAGCAUUUUGAAAGCUUGAAGAGGAUGAUUAGACAGCAUAUAAGCAGCUGUUAUUAGGCAAACCUCCCCCAGUAUCCAGGUUAUUAUGAAAAUAAACACUAAUAAUAGACUUUUACUCCAAGUGUGCACUUUUAGUUAUAAAUGGAGUUAAUCAAGCUUUUAUAAAUAUUCGUGACACAGCCGAUUGUUGCUCUUACUGUAGUUCAGUUGCUGUGUGGAUCAUGAGGGGAGUCAAAACUCAGCAGCAGUUGUUUUAUAUUCAGAGUCCAUUUUUUGUAGGAACUAGUGAUUUCACAUCAGACAUGACAUAACAACAGAGAGGGGGGAUGCAAGAUGGAAGUUGAUAUGGUGAAGCAACCUUGUGAUUAAAUCUGAUGCUUGCUUUUUGCUUUGUGUUUUUUUUUUU
This is a messenger RNA of Haplochromis burtoni (Burton's mouthbrooder), 8662 nucleotides long. RefSeq names its product zinc finger E-box-binding homeobox 1. The transcript is spliced from 8 exons. The coding region runs from base 832 to 4188 and encodes 1118 amino acids. The record is from RefSeq and is a predicted model, not a curated record. Gene Ontology annotation, molecular function: DNA-binding transcription factor activity, RNA polymerase II-specific; RNA polymerase II cis-regulatory region sequence-specific DNA binding. NCBI's taxonomy places the organism in Eukaryota, Metazoa, Chordata, Actinopteri, Cichliformes, Cichlidae. Gene Ontology annotation, biological process: regulation of transcription by RNA polymerase II; anatomical structure development.